Dipodomys spectabilis (banner-tailed kangaroo rat) is the source of this 3497-nucleotide messenger RNA. It is a transcript of the gene Mapkap1, whose product is annotated as MAPK associated protein 1. The record is from RefSeq and is a predicted model, not a curated record. The transcript has 12 exons. Gene Ontology annotation, molecular function: phosphatidylinositol-4,5-bisphosphate binding. Gene Ontology annotation, cellular component: cytoplasm; plasma membrane; TORC2 complex. Gene Ontology annotation, biological process: TORC2 signaling. NCBI's taxonomy places the organism in Eukaryota, Metazoa, Chordata, Mammalia, Rodentia, Heteromyidae. Bases 512 to 2080 code for a protein of 522 amino acids.
UGGUGCGGCUGUGGGGAGCAGGGCUGUUGCUUGGCGGGCCGGCGGCGGCGGGCGACUGGGGGCGUGAGGGCAAGCCCGGGGAGCGGCAGCUGAGUGGGCCGGUAGGAGCACCGGUUUCCUAAGGAUCCCGAGAGUGCAGAGUUCGGGACAGGGUCCCGGGAGGCGUGGGAAAGCCGCGGCCUCCCCUCAGGAGCGUGUGUGGGCCGGCCGGGCCCGUGUAGUGUGGGAGACAGCUUCAGGUAAAGCGUGCCCCGGCCGCUAGCUGCUGUCCCGGCCCGCAGGCCAGCCCGUCCUCCCGCGCGCGGCCUGGGCGGCCCCCUCCCUCCUCAGCUCUCGGCGCUGUCUGUCAGGCCCUUGUCCAGGCGGCUUGGGAGCAUCCGUUUCCUGGCCUUUUCCAGAACCGGAGGCUGCCCUGAGCCUGACAGCUGGGUGUGCGAUUUAGGUAGGUGAGCUGGUGGAACAAUAUGAAGAGGAGAAAAUAGAUUUUUAAGGAAAUUGGCCCACAGAAAGGAUGGCCUUCUUGGACAAUCCAACUAUCAUUCUAGCUCAUAUUCGGCAGUCACAUGUGACCAGUGAUGACACGGGAAUGUGUGAGAUGGUCCUCAUUGAUCAUGAUGUUGAUCUAGAGAAGAUUCAUCCUCCUUCAAUGCCUGGAGACAGUGGGUCAGAAAUUCAGGGAAGCAAUGGUGAGACUCAGGGCUAUGUAUACGCCCAGUCAGUCGAUAUUACCUCAAGUUGGGACUUUGGUAUUAGAAGACGCUCAAAUACAGCUCAAAGAUUAGAACGACUCCGAAAAGAGAGACAAAACCAGAUCAAAUGCAAAAAUAUUCAGUGGAAAGAAAGAAAUUCUAAGCAAUCAGCCCAGGAGUUAAAGUCACUAUUUGAAAAAAAAUCCCUCAAAGAGAAGCCUCCAAGUUCCGGAAAGCAGUCCAUAUUAUCUGUGCGCCUGGAACAAUGCCCUCUGCAGCUGAAUAACCCCUUUAAUGAGUAUUCCAAAUUUGAUGGCAAGGGUCAUGUAGGUACAACCGCAACCAAGAAGAUUGAUGUCUACCUCCCCCUGCACUCAAGCCAGGACAGACUGCUGCCAAUGACCGUGGUGACAAUGGCCAGUGCCAGGGUGCAGGACCUCAUCGGGCUCAUAUGUUGGCAGUAUACAAGUGAAGGCCGGGAGCCGAAGCUCAAUGACAAUGUCAGUACCUACUGCCUGCAUAUUGCUGAGGACGAUGGGGAGGUAGACACGGAUUUCCCCCCGCUGGAUUCCAAUGAGCCCAUUCAUAAGUUUGGCUUCAGUACUCUUGCCCUGGUUGAAAAGUAUUCAUCUCCUGGUCUGACAUCCAAAGAAUCACUCUUUGUUCGAAUAAAUGCUGCUCAUGGAUUCUCCCUUAUUCAGGUGGACAACACAAAGGUCACCAUGAAGGAAAUCUUGCUAAAGGCAGUGAAGCGAAGAAAAGGGUCCCAGAAAAUUUCAGGCCCCCAGUACCGCCUGGAGAAGCAGAGUGAGCCCAAUGUUGCCGUGGACCUGGAUAGCACGUUGGAAAGCCAGAGCGCAUGGGAGUUCUGCUUGGUCCGAGAGAACAGUUCAAGGGCAGACGGGGUUUUUGAAGAGGAUUCACAAAUUGACAUAGCUACAGUACAGGAUAUGCUUAGCAGCCACCAUUACAAGUCAUUCAAAGUCAGCAUGAUUCACAGACUGCGAUUCACAACUGAUGUGCAGUUAGGUAUCUCUGGAGACAAAGUAGAGAUAGAUCCUGUUACGAAUCAGAAAGCCAGCACUAAGUUUUGGAUUAAGCAGAAACCCAUCUCAAUCGAUUCUGACCUGCUCUGUGCCUGUGACCUUGCUGAAGAAAAAAGCCCCAGUCACGCAAUAUUUAAACUCACAUAUCUAAGCAAUCAUGACUAUAAACACCUCUACUUUGAAUCGGAUGCUGCUACCGUCAAUGAAAUUGUACUCAAGGUUAACUACAUCCUAGAAUCACGAGCAAGCACUGCCCGGGCUGACUAUUUUGCUCAAAAACAAAGAAAACUGAACAGACGUACAAGCUUCAGCUUCCAGAAGGAGAAGAAAUCAGGGCAGCAAUGACACUGGCCUCCAGCCGCAAUCUGUCGCCUAAGCUCGGAGCCUGCCUGCCAGGGCCAGGUGGCCCUAGAACCCACCCGUGUCCUGUAGGGGCUGGGGGCAGCCAGCCAGGGCUCAUGCACACGCGGCUGGUGGGCUCUCGGGGAAGCUGCGGGGGUGGGGGCAUCUUAGGCUGGAGCACCUGAUUGGCGGUGGCCCGGGACCAGACCAUCAUGAGGAAACACGCGCUGCCCAGCCAUCUUCACUGCCUGACGCCCCUGCCCGAGGUUGUACAUAGCCAUGCCAGACACGUCCUUGCAACUUGAUCAAAUCUCUUAAAGCAAACGAAGAACAAAAAUGUACAUUUCUCUUUUUUUUUUUCCUUUUAAUAAACAGGUGUGCUCUUUCUUGCGGUUGGAAUGAUGGGCCAUUCUUUGGGGUGGAGGAUUGAUGAUGUGAUUCGCUUUCAAAUCUGUUCCCAUAUUGAACAGGCAGAUUGGAAAAGCGAUGGUUCGAUUUCUCAGAAGAAAUGUUUAGGGCUUAGUCGAUAGUUUUAACUAUGCCAUUUGUUUAAUGAGCGUGUUUGCUUGGAGGCAAGUAUCCUACCAAAAGUCAGGAAUGAGGACCCAGCGUUAUUCGACCAAGGCUGUGACGUUAUUCUCCCUUUCCAAAGCCUUACCUCCCGGCGGCCCAGCCCCUCUCACUCCAGAGGCCUGGGGGGUUGGCGGUGGCUCCCAGCCUGAGCCACCUUUUAUAUUUCCUACUGGCGAGCUGACAGCUGGGCCUGUGCGCAGGUUUUCUGGACCAAGAGGAACCUGCUCCAUUAGACUUGAAGGCCUCGCCCCCCCCCCCCAGCUCCUCCCCUUACAGUGCCUGCCUAAGGGAGAGGACAGAAGCUGCUUCUGGCCAUGCAUCAGGGAGAAGGGGAGCAGGGGGAGGCCUGCAUCCCUGAGCCCCAUCCCUGAGCAGGGCACGCAAGGGUAGGCCCCCUGACACCACACCUCUGGGCCACACCAGAUGCCUCUGCAGACCUCGUCGGGGUCCCUUCAUGGGGACAUCCUUUCGUACUGUUCCUGGCCAGGGCUGCCAGUGUCUUACCGAGGACCUACAUUUAAUGCAUUUUUUAAAUCGCUGUACGGGAAGAGAUGUCUGAGCAGCAUCUCAAAGUCAACUGUAUUUCUUCGCACAGGGGUCAUUUUAAUGAAUUCCUCCUUCAUUCUGAUCUUUGCUCAGCCGGCAGGAGCUCCCUUUUCUAAGUCUUCCACUCCUAUCCUCCAGAAACAAAAGAAAUAUUAUUUGUAGCUUGCUAUCUGUAUUUGAAUUUUUAGCAAUUUUAUAUUUAGAUAUCUUUGAAAAAUGUAAAUGACUAAUUGGGUCAUUAAAUCUUGUGACAUAUUCAAUAUUAAAAUGAUAUUAAAAUAAAAGUCAUAAAUACCCUCUU